GUCCCAUUGUAAUGUGGACUCUGGAAGCAGUGGUGAGAACGAUCGAAUAUCACUGCACUAACAUUUAACUCAACUGGCCCAAGCUCCCUCGGGAACAGAAGCCGACUGGACUUUGACUUGGUGGAAAUCUCCGCUUCCUCUCUCCUCAGUGCCAAGACUUGCUGCAUGGGUCGUCCUUACGUCGUGCCUGCUUUUACGCCCCGCAGUCCAGUCCACUCUUUUUCUGCAAGUCGCAUUCAGUUUGUUUACAAUCCCAUUCCUUCCCUUCCUCGGAACAAACCACCGUUCAACAACCAAAAAAAACUCCAAGGUAACGGAACAACUGCCGCUCAUCCACCACCUCGUCCUCGAAUCAACCUUUUACAUAACAUAUCUACCUCGCUUGUCUUGUCUUCGCAACACUUGCGCCAAACAACAACCACAACCGCCAGAAAUGCGCUCCCAAGCUCUCCAGGCUGCCUGCCGGCCUCUGCGCUCGCCCUCUUCCACCAUCCAGACCCUCGUCGCCUUCCAGUCGCGACCCAUUACAACUUCCAGACCCAAAUCCGCAACCAGCACAUACACGCCCAAGCAGUACACUCCCUCUUCUACCGGCAGGAAACCCAUGACCUCGUCCGCUUCUUCUUCUUCUUCUUCGUCUGCCGGCGCCAACAAGCCCUCUAUCAACACCCCCUCCGCAAAGCCCUACGCCCCUUCUGCUGCGCAACAGCAACAGCAAGCUUCCGCCGCCAUCGACAUCGAAGAAACGCCCAUCCCCGUCGUCCUCGACCCGCAAGCGGCUCAAGUCCCCGGCGCCACCAUCGAAGACGUCGACCCCGAGCUCGCGGCGCAAAUACCUACUCCCAGCAAUGGUGCCGGCAAGAAGAGCAACGGCCCCUCGCGCGCCUUCACUGCCGCUUUGACAGGCAACGGCAACGGUGCCAACGACAACGGAAAUGGUGGCGCGGCCCAGCAGACGAUCGACUGGUCUUCGUCCUACCAUGGCUUGUCGACGGAGGCGUUCAGCCCGGAGGUGGCCAAGAUUUUGAUGCAGCCGCUAGACCCGCUGGAUGUGGAGGUUAAGCCCGAUGGAAUUAUCUACCUGCCGGAGAUCAAGUACCGGAGGAUUUUGAACCAGGCGUUUGGGCCGGGCGGUUGGGGGUUGGCGCCGAGGGGGGAGUUGGUGGUGGGGGAGAAGGUGGUGACGAGGGAGUAUGCUUUGAUCGUUGGUGGUCGCUUCGUUGCCCAAGCCCGCGGAGAAUGCCAGUACUUCUCGGAGGAGACAAUUCCCACGGCCGGAGAGGGUUGCAAGUCCAAUGCUCUGCUAAGAUGCUGCAAGGACCUGGGUAUUGCGUCAGAGUUGUGGGAUCCUCGCUUCAUUCGCGAGUUCAAGAAGAAGUAUGCGCAUGAGAUCUGGGUCGAGCAUGUGGUCAACAAGAAGCGCCGGCAGGUGUGGUGCCGCAAGGAUGCGGAUCCUUGGUAUCCUUACCAGGCUGUUAAAAAGUAA
Molecule: messenger RNA, 1486 nt
Organism: Neurospora tetraspora
Lineage: Eukaryota; Fungi; Ascomycota; Sordariomycetes; Sordariales; Sordariaceae
Product: mitochondrial genome maintenance MGM101-domain-containing protein
Exons: 2
Coding region: 434-1486 (350 amino acids)
Biological process (GO): interstrand cross-link repair; recombinational repair
Cellular component (GO): mitochondrial chromosome; mitochondrial nucleoid
Molecular function (GO): single-stranded DNA binding
Source: RefSeq, a predicted model, not a curated record